CCCCGCCCCGUCUCUCAGCGCUCGAUGGAAAUACGGAAGUGUGCUCGCUCCUCUGCUGCUCAUCUGUUUUCUCUGCAGACGUUCCAGUUUUAAGACGCAAUCUGAAACUUCGAGGGUAGUUUUUAUUCCUGCCCGAGUGGUGUUUUGUUGCCAUUCACAAUGUUCCGCUUGCGGGCACUGUCCGCUGUGUGGGUUGGCGUAUCACACUUGUCCCGGCGCUACCACAGUGGUGCAGUGAGAGGGUCUGGACGAAGGAGAGUGAUGUUGGCAGCUCUGGUUGGGGUAACUGGUGUCACUGCUAGUACUGGACUGCUCUGGAAAAGAGCGUAUGCUGAUGCAGGGCCAUCAGUCCGCAAUUCCCAGCCACAAAAUGGAGACGGUGAUUUUGUGAGGGCUUCAGACUCCGAGUCAGAGAAAUCAGUGGAGGCGAGCAAUAGUGAUGACGAGGCCAAGAAUGAGAGUGGCGAAGGGAAAAAAAAGAAGCAACGCUCUGGCUUCCGUGACCGCAAGGUGAUGGAGUACGAAAAUAGAAUACGGGCCUACUCGACCCCAGACAAGAUUUUUCGCUACUUUGCCACAUUGAAGAUUAUCGGUGAGCAUGGAGAUGCUGAGGUCUACAUGACGCCCCAGGACUUCAUACGCUCCAUCACACCAAAUGAGAAGCAGCCAGAGAAUCUUGGGCUUGAUCAAUUUGUGGUGAAACGCUAUGAUGGAAAGGUAAGAUUCGGAUUCUUUAAGAUUGCCCAAGAGAGGGAGAAGUUUGCAGAUGAAGGCAGCAUAUUUUACACUCUGGGGGAAUGUGGCCUCAUCUCCUUCUCCGAUUACAUCUUCCUCACCACUGUGCUGUCCACCCCCCAGAGGAACUUCGAGAUCGCUUUUAAGAUGUUUGAUCUCAACGGUGAUGGAGAAGUAGACCUGGAGGAGUUUGAGCAGGUCCAGAGCAUUAUUCGCUCUCAAACGAGCAUGGGCAUGAGACACCGCGAUCGCUCCACCACAGGCAACACUCUCAAAACAGCCGGCUGCAGUUCGGCACUCACCACCUAUUUCUUUGGAGAAGACCUGAAGGGAAAGCUCACCAUCGGCAGCUUCCUGGAGUUUCAGAGGAAGCUGCAGCAUGAUGUGCUGAAGCUGGAGUUCGAGCGCAAUGAUCCAGUGGACGGCCGAAUCUCCGAGAGACAGUUUGGCGGUAUGCUGCUGGCUUACAGCGGAGUUCAGUCCCGUAAACUCAAGCAGAUGCAGAAGGGAUUGAAGAAGAUGUUUAAGGAUGCACAGGGCAUCACGUUUGAGGAGGUGGAAAAUUUCUUCACCUUCCUGAAGAAUGUCAAUGAUGUGGACACAGCGCUGAGUUUCUACCACAUGGCCGGAGCGUCCAUAGAUAAAGUUACCAUGAAACAGGUGGCCCGCACUGUAGCCAAGGUGGAGUUGUCGGAUCACGUGUGCGACGUGGUCUUCGCCCUGUUCGACUGUGAUGGGAACGGCGAGCUCAGUAAUAAGGAGUUCAUCGCCAUUAUGAAGCAGCGGCUUAUGCGUGGGCUGGAAAAACCGAAAGACAUGGGCUUCACUCGGUUGGUGCGCGCCAUGUGGAAGUGUGCUCAGGACACCGCCUGGGACUUUGCCAUGCCAAAGACAUAAUUGGGAGACCCUACGUGAUGCGCGAGUGGGAGGAACAAUGCCAUUAGAGACAUUUUUCUUUUCAACAGUUUCAAGGACUGCAGCCUUGAGGGAGUCUCAUCAAGCAUGCAGUGUGCGCGUGUAAGGGUUGCACCACACAUUUGUACAAUUGUGAAAUAUACAAAAAUAUGUUGUGGCUAUCUUCAGUGCAGCAUUGGAUGGCAUGUGACCUUUUGUUAUAAACGUAUUUAGCCAAUGUACAAAAUGAAUAUCAGAGUCUGUUAGCGUCUUUGUAGUUAGUCCCAAGCUCUCUUUACCAUUUCAAUGGGUUUUUUCCAUGUCAUUUUAAAAAGUAUGCCUUCUUUGAAGUAAUAUAUUGCUCACUGAAACACUUUGUUAUUCAAAUUAAGGAUUUGUAUUGAUAACUUG
This is a messenger RNA of Hippocampus zosterae (dwarf seahorse), 2040 nucleotides long. It is a transcript of the gene micu1, whose product is annotated as mitochondrial calcium uptake 1. The record is from RefSeq and is a predicted model, not a curated record. Gene Ontology annotation, molecular function: calcium ion binding. Gene Ontology annotation, biological process: calcium import into the mitochondrion; mitochondrial calcium ion homeostasis. Gene Ontology annotation, cellular component: uniplex complex. NCBI's taxonomy places the organism in Eukaryota, Metazoa, Chordata, Actinopteri, Syngnathiformes, Syngnathidae. The transcript is spliced from 12 exons. Bases 160 to 1632 code for a protein of 490 amino acids.